GAUCAAUCCAUUACCCCCCCGUUCUCCUCCUCUCCUCUUCUCUCCUCCUUUCUACACCUCUUCAAUUCUCCAUCUACUCCUUUCUAUCACCCUUCAAAACCCAUCAACCCCACCAACCCACACACAAUGUCCACCCCGCAGUUCACCACCGCGCUGUCGAGCGCCCAGUCCAAGGCCAAGUUCACCCCCGAGGUGCAAGCCGCAGCCGAGAAGGUCAACGCCGACGCCCUGACCUCGGCCGUCGAGGCCGUCCUUGCCGGCGACGACGCCGCCUCCGUGUCAGGCGAGCAGGCCGACGCCCUGACUCAGGGCUUCGAGUUCGCCACUCUGCUGGUCAAGCAGCUGUCUUCGGAGCCUGGCAGCACCGAGAUGUUGAACCUUUACAAGUACUUCAAGCGCGCCAACAACCAAGAGCCUGCUAAGCCUUCCAUGUUUGCUUUGGAGGCCAAGUACAAGUACCAGGCCUGGGAGAGCAUCAAGACCAUCAGCCAGCAGCGCGCUCAGGCUCUCUACAUCAAGGAGGUCGACACCCUCAUCGAGAAGUACGGUACCCGCGAUUAGAGCACCGCAUGACAAAGAUAUCAUACUUGGUUAUGAGAUUUGGCCUGUUUAACUUUUUUUUGGCUUGGUUCACCCCCCGGCCGUCAUUUGGCCUAUGGUAGUCGAAUGAGUUCUGUAUUCCAUCAUGCAAUGUUAUGAGCGAGCAUCAUCUUUGUGCCCGUCUUGUCGUCGGGCCGAACACAGAGAAAGGAAAUGAUCAAGUGUAUAGAGCUGGUGAUGAUGCGGUUUCUUUGGUAACUCUAUAUACUGUUGGGGUGGUUUUGGUUCAAGCUGAAGUCGCU
Aspergillus homomorphus CBS 101889 is the source of this 842-nucleotide messenger RNA. Its product is annotated as acyl-CoA binding protein. Bases 127 to 561 code for a protein of 144 amino acids. The transcript has 3 exons. Gene Ontology annotation, biological process: fatty acid metabolic process. The record is from RefSeq and is a predicted model, not a curated record. NCBI's taxonomy places the organism in Eukaryota, Fungi, Ascomycota, Eurotiomycetes, Eurotiales, Aspergillaceae. Gene Ontology annotation, molecular function: long-chain fatty acyl-CoA binding.